Messenger RNA from Choloepus didactylus (southern two-toed sloth), 1738 nucleotides. Its product is annotated as cytochrome P450 2D17-like. Lineage: Eukaryota; Metazoa; Chordata; Mammalia; Pilosa; Megalonychidae. The record is from RefSeq and is a predicted model, not a curated record. Gene Ontology annotation, molecular function: oxidoreductase activity, acting on paired donors, with incorporation or reduction of molecular oxygen, reduced flavin or flavoprotein as one donor, and incorporation of one atom of oxygen; iron ion binding; heme binding. The transcript is spliced from 8 exons. Bases 104 to 1702 code for a protein of 532 amino acids. Gene Ontology annotation, biological process: xenobiotic metabolic process; arachidonate metabolic process. Gene Ontology annotation, cellular component: intracellular membrane-bounded organelle; cytoplasm.
UCUGAUCCCAGGUGCCUGGUGUAAUCGGCAUCCCAGGUGUGGACCACUCUCUGCGUGCCCAUCUCCUCUCCUGCCCAGGAUUCUGGUGGGCAGUGAGGCAGCCAUGGGACUGCUGACUGGGGAGGCACUGGCGCCCCUGGCCGUGGCUGUGGCCGUCUUCGUGCUCCUGCUGGACCUGAUGCACCGGCGUGUACUCUGGGCCCCACGCUACCCACCAGGCCCCCUACCACUGCCCGGACUGGGAAACUUCCUGCAGGUGGACCCCAAAGACAUGCCAAACAGCUUCAACAAGCUGCGGCGCCGCUUCGGGGAUGUGUUCGGCGUUCAGCUGGGCUGGAAGCCCGUGGUCGUGGUCAACGGGCUGGCUGCCGUGCGCGAGGCGGCGCUGCAACGCGGAGAGGACACCUCGGACCGCCCGCCAGUGCCCCUGAGGGAGCAGCUGGGCUCCGGGCCCCACGCACAAGGUGUGAUCGCUGCGCGCUACGGGCCCGCGUGGCGCGAGCAGCGGCGCUUCUCCGUGUCCACCAUGCGCGACUUCGGUCUCGGCAAGAAGUCGCUGGAGCAGUGGGUGACCGAGGAGGCCGCCUGUCUCUGCGCCGCCUUCACGGACUAUGACGGACGCCCCUUUAGUCCCAACCGCCACCUGAACCAAGCGGUGUGCAACGUGAUCGCUUCCCUCACCCACGGGCGCCGCUUCGAGUACAGCGACCCGUCCUUCCGCAAGCUCCUGGGGCUGCUGGAGGGCUCAGAGAAGGAUUCGGCUUUCCUCCGAGAGGCCGUGAAUGCUUUCCCGGUUCUCCUGCGCAUCCCGGGGAUGGCCGGCAAGGCCUUCCCGAGGCAGACUGGUCUCAUUCACCUGCUGGACGAGCUGCUUACCGAACACAGGCAGGACUGGGACCCGGCCCAACCACCCCGCGACCUGACAGAUGUCUUCAUGGGUGAAGUGGAGAAGGCCAAGGGGAACCCCGAGAGCAGCUUCAAUGAUGCCAACCUGCGCGUGGUGGUGGCCGACCUGUUCAUCGCAGGGAUGGUGACCACCUCGAUCACACUGACCUGGGCCCUCCUGCUCAUGAUCCUGCACCCAGACGUGCAGGGCCGAGUCCAAAAUGAGAUAGACGAGGUGAUAGGGCGGGGGCGGAGGCCCGAGAUGGUGGACCAGGGGCGCAUGCCCUUCACCACAGCCGUGAUCCACGAGGUGCAGCGCUUUGGGGACAUCAUCCCCCUGGGCAUCCCGCACAUGACCUCCCGUGACACCGAGAUCCAGGGCUUCCUCAUCCCCAAGGGGACGCAACUCAUCCUCAACCUGUCAUCGGUGCUGAAGGAUGAGACAGUCUGGGAGAAGCCCUUCCGCUUCCACCCAGAACACUUCCUGGACGCCCAGGGCCACUUUGUGAAGCCGGAGGCCUUCAUGCCUUUCUCAGCAGGUGCCUGUGGGGUGCCAGGUCCUGCCCUCUUCCUAAGGGGUCUGGGAUGGGAAAGUCCCUGGCCGUCCCUCCUCACCAAGCCCCUAUGCCCACCCACAGGCCGACGGGCAUGCCUCGGGGAGCCCCUGGCCCGCAUGGAGCUCUUCCUUUUCUUUACCUGCCUCCUGCAGCGCUUCAGCUUCUCGGUGCCUGCUGGGCAGCCCCAGCCCAGUGACCAUGGCCUUGCUUCCACCUUGGUGUCCCCGUCCCCCUACCAGCUCUGUGCCUUGCCCCGCUAGAAUGGGUCACCAGGACCCCAAUCCCCAAACCCCCAA